This is a messenger RNA of Telopea speciosissima, 1857 nucleotides long. RefSeq lists its product as uncharacterized. The coding region runs from base 106 to 1857 and encodes 583 amino acids. The record is from RefSeq and is a predicted model, not a curated record. NCBI's taxonomy places the organism in Eukaryota, Viridiplantae, Streptophyta, Magnoliopsida, Proteales, Proteaceae. The transcript has 11 exons.
UCUUUCAACAGUUAUGAGUGGAAUUCUGUGUCUUCUGAUCCUUGAACUGGGUAACUGUGACUUGGGUUUUAAGUGAGUUUGAAAUUCUAGGUAAGCAAAUCCGAGAUGGAGCCCCCCAGGGGGUUUUGGGCUUCUUUCUGGAGCUUUCUCCGGUUUUUGCCGUUCUUCAUUGCACUUCUACUUCUGGGCAUCGUUAAAGGUGUUAUUUUCUGCCCAUUGAUAUGCCUUAUCAUCUCGAUUGGUAACUCUGCAGUCAUUUUGGGUCUUUGGCCAGUCCACAGUAUCUGGACAUAUUAUUGCAUUGCACGAGCCAAACUACUUGGGCCAGUUCUGAAGCUUGCUCUGUCCAUAUGCAUUUCUGUUCUCUUGAUCUUGUGGCCAUUGGUGGGCAUUGUUGGAAGUAUUCUGGCUGGUGCAGGGUAUGGGUUUCUUGUACCCCUGGCUGCCACCUUUGAAGCUGUUGGAGAAGGAAAUACUGAUGAUUUUCUCCACUGUAUGAUUGAUGGAACUUGGAGCUCUGUACAAAGAAGCUUUACUGUGGUCAGAGACUUUACUGAUGUAUGUUUUCACUCCUAUUUCUCAAUUAUGGAUGACCUUCGCCUUCAAGAACCCCCAAAUGGGAAACCAUAUGAGAUCAGAUUGCUCCAUAUUCCAGGUGCUUUAUUAGCUGGACUUCUUGGAAUUAUUGUUGACAUGCCAGUAAUUACGCUUGUUGCCCUGUACAAAAGCCCUUACAUGCUUUUCAAGGGAUGGCACCGAUUGUUUCAUGAUCUUAUAGGUCGGGAAGGACCUUUCUUGGAGACAAUAUGUGUGCCAUUCGCAGGUCUUGUCAUCCUACUUUGGCCAUUGGCAGUUAUCGGAGCUGUACUGGGUUCAAUGGUAUCAAGCGUCUUUUUAGGUGCUUAUGCAGCUGUUGUUACUUACCAGGAGUCUUCUAUUUUCUUGGGGCUCCGUUAUAUUAUCUCGUCCUUAUCCAUUUAUGAUGAAUACAGUAAUGACGUUCUUGACACACCAGAAGGGUCCUGCUUUCCCAGGCUCCAGUACCGGAAGAAAGUGCCCUCAUCGCAGACCACCUCUCGUGCAACUUCUUUCUCAAGACCUGACUCUUUUCGCAAUCCUCCCUCUCGUUUGUCUUCACUCAAGAAUUCAAUCAUUGAAUUGAAUCCCCUUGAGUUACUUGAAGGUUUAUUUGUGGAGUGUAAAAAGCACGGGGAGCUUCUGGUUGCUGAAGGACUGAUAAGACCAGAAGAUAUAGAAGACGCUAAAUCAAGCACAGGUUGCAGCAGCGUUGUAAGCGUUGGCUUACCAGCUUAUUGCACUCUUCAGGCACUUCUACGUUCUGCCAAGGCCAACUGUGAGGGAAUACUGCUGAGUGACAAUGUGACUGAGAUAACUCUAACCAACAGACCAAAAGAAUCUUUCUUUGAUUGGUUCUUCAACCCCGUCUUGAUUUUGAAAGAUCAGAUCAAAGCUGAGAAUCUUUCAGAAGCUGAGGAGAACUACCUUUGCAAAUUGGUUUUGUUAAGUGGCCAUCCAGAUAGAUUGAAAAUUUUGGAUCUAACACCACCAGACACUGAGCAGAAACAAGCUGAACUUGAUGCAUUUGCCCGAAGGCUCCAAGGGAUCACCAAGACUGCAUCAAGGUAUCCAACUUUUAGGCGACGCUUUGUUAAACUUGUUCAAUCUCUAUCUCAUGAGCUUGCAAAGAAAAAUGGUGAAGAUCAAUCAGCCCAUGGGUCUCAAUCAACUUCAAGGUCGAGAAGUGGCUUGGUUCGGAUGUUCAGCCAGAAGUCAUUUGGAAGCAGAACAGGCCAUCAAGGAGCUGAUAGAGAUGGGGCUAUGGCAUUUAAUGUAUGA